Stomoxys calcitrans (stable fly) is the source of this 732-nucleotide messenger RNA. RefSeq lists its product as uncharacterized. The record is from RefSeq and is a predicted model, not a curated record. Lineage: Eukaryota; Metazoa; Arthropoda; Insecta; Diptera; Muscidae. Bases 196 to 681 code for a protein of 161 amino acids. The transcript is spliced from 3 exons.
AACUAACCUUUCGUACAGGACAUUUGGGCGGUAGUUCUGGUAUAAAAUUCCUAACAUUUUUCAUAAUUCCACCAAAUAUAGGAUUGGCCUUUCCGAGAGCAUUUUCCAGAAAUUCACAACCAUCGAUGGUGAUGUUAUACAAAACGGGACGUUGUCCAUUGUUUCGAACGUUCAUUUGUCAUAGAAACCGAUACGAUGAGAUAUGAAUACGAUGCAAAUUUAAUUACAAUGUCCUUGAAUUUAAACGAUUGUAAUGGGCGUAUGAAAUUGAAUGGAACCCUGGUAUUUUUGAAAGAUUUGAAAGAUUUUAGCAUUAUCAAUUGGUUAGUGAUCAAUCGCUCGAAUGGAAAACGCUCCACAUUAUACAAUAUCACUGUAAAGGAUGGAUGUCAAUAUCUGGAAAAUUCUUUUGGCAAAAUUAGUCCCAUAUUUCUGGCUGUUCUGCAAAAUGUUAGAAAAUUUGUUCCCGAUCUUCCGAAUAAGUGUCCCUUUAGAAAGAAUCGUUUGAUAACUGUAAGGGACUUUCAUUAUGAUGAGGACAUGUUUCCACCCUAUUUGCCUGAAGUUAAUUUUAGCUGUGUUCUAGGCAUGCAAAGUAAACGAAGUUAUAUAUUCAAAAUAUUCCUAACAGGUCAUUCUGCCAACAAUAGCAGUGCCAGUGUACAUCGCAGAAAAAUUUAAGCAUUGUGAAUAUGAGUAAUGGUAUUUUUUUUUGUACAAAAAUAUGGUUUG